AUGACUGAGUACAGCAUUUACCAAACCCCGCUCAACUCGCGGUAUGCGAGCGAGCCCAUGAAGCAGCUCUUCUCGCCCCGCACCCGUUUCACAACCUGGCGCAAGCUCUGGCUCUCUCUCGCUGAGGCCGAGAAGGAGCUUGGCCUGGACAUCUCCGACCAGGCCAUCGAGCAGAUGCGCGCGAACCUGGUCAUCAAGGACGAGGAGUUCCCUACUGCUGCCGAGGAGGAGAAGCGCCGUAGGCACGAUGUCAUGGCCCACGUCCACACUUUCGGCCUCGUUGCUCCCGCAGCUGCCGGCAUUAUCCACUGGGGUGCUACCUCCUGCUACGUCACCGACAACGCCGACCUCAUCCUCUACCGCGACGCCCUGGACAUGCUUUGCAACAAGAUCUGCGGUGCGAUCCACAAGCUGAGCGUGUUUGCCCAGCAGCACGCUGCUCUGCCCUGCCUGGCCUACACUCACCUCCAACCUGCACAAUUGACCACGGUUGGCAAGCGCGCAUGUCUUUGGAUUCAGGAUCUUCUGAUGGACCUGAAGAACCUCGAGAGGGCUCGUGAUGACAUGAGGUUCCGUGGUGUCAAGGGAACUACCGGCACCCAGGCCUCCUUCCUCCAGAUCUUCAACGGCAACCACGAGAAGGUCGAGAGGCUCGAUGAGCUCGUCACUCAGAAGAGCGGCUUCCGUGAUGCCUUUAUCAUUACUUCUCAGACCUACUCCCGCAAGGUUGAUGCUGACAUUGUCAACGUUCUUGGUUCCUUUGGUGCCACCUGCGAGAGAAUAGGUGGUGACAUCCGCCACCUUGCUUCCUUCAAGGAGCUCGAGGAGCCUUUCGAGAAGGACCAGAUUGGCUCGUCGGCCAUGGCCUACAAGCGCAACCCCAUGCGCUCUGAGCGCAUGUGCAGUCUGGGUCGCCACCUCCAGUCCCUGCCGCAGAACGCCCUUCACACCUACUCUGCGCAGUGGUUCGAGCGUACGCUCGACGACAGCGCCAACCGCCGCAUCACGCUCCCCGAGGCGUUCCUGACGGCUGAUGCGUGCACCCUCCUCCUGGAUAACAUCUUCUCCGGCAUGGUCGUCUACCCCAACGUCAUCAACAGCCGUGUCAUGCAGGAGCUUCCCUUCAUGGCCACCGAGAACCUGAUCAUGGCCAUGGUUGCCAAGGGCUACAGCAGGCAAGACGCACACGAGGAGAUCCGUGUGCUCAGCCACCAGGCCAGCCAGGUCGUCAAGGGCGAGGGUGGCCAGAACGACCUCAUUGAGCGUGUCAAGCAGACGCCCUUCUUCGAGCCGAUCCUUAACGAGAUUGACACCCUUCUCGACCCCAAGACUUUCAUUGGCAGGGCACCGGAGCAGGUCGCCAAGUUCACCGGCGCUGGCGGAGAGGUCGUUCGUGCGCUGUCCAAGUACGAGGGCAAGGUCCAGAUCGCCGAGGUCGCUGAUCUUCACGUUUAG
Molecule: messenger RNA, 1455 nt
Organism: Lasiodiplodia theobromae
Lineage: Eukaryota; Fungi; Ascomycota; Dothideomycetes; Botryosphaeriales; Botryosphaeriaceae
Product: Adenylosuccinate lyase
Exons: 8
Coding region: 1-1455 (484 amino acids)
Biological process (GO): 'de novo' AMP biosynthetic process
Cellular component (GO): cytosol
Molecular function (GO): N6-(1,2-dicarboxyethyl)AMP AMP-lyase (fumarate-forming) activity; (S)-2-(5-amino-1-(5-phospho-D-ribosyl)imidazole-4-carboxamido) succinate lyase (fumarate-forming) activity
Source: RefSeq, a predicted model, not a curated record